AGGGGAGGAGAGGAGAAGCCCGACGAGGGCCGAGGCAGCCGGCCGUCCCGUGUUCCGCCGUUGCAGAGGAGCGAGGCCGAAAGGGCUCCAUCGCAGCGAAGCUGCCGGAGGAAGGAUGAGGCCCCUGCUCUGCUGCCUGGGGCUGGCCACGCUCCUGGGGCCUGGCCUAGCCUGUCCCAGUGCCUGCUCCUGCUCCGUCAAGAAGAAUGGGCGGCUGCUGGCAGAGUGUGCCUACAAGGAUCUCCAGGAGGUACCUGAGGGAUUGUCUUCCAAUGUGACCAUCCUCACCUUGUCAGCCAACAGGAUCAGCUGGUUGGGGCCAGACUCCUUCGCUGAGGUUCCGGAAGUGCAGUCACUGUGGUUGGGCUACAACCAGAUCAGGGUGGUGGCACCAGGAGCUUUUGCCCUGUUGGUGCACCUGAAGAACCUGGAUCUGAGUCACAACAAGAUUGCAGAUUUCCCCUGGCAGGACCUCCGUAACCUCAGUGGGCUGCAGAUCCUGAAAAUGAACAACAACCAGCUGGCUGGGCUGCCCCAGGACGCUUUCUACUCCUUGAAGGACCUGCGCUCCCUCUGGCUCAACGACAACAAGUUGACCACCUUGGCUGAGGGCACCUUUGACAACCUGCCCUCCCUGUCCCAGUUGCAGAUCUUUAACAAUCCCUUCAACUGCUCCUGCAAGGUCUUCUGGCUGAAGAAGUGGACUGAGAACACUUCUGUCUCCAUUACCAAGGGGGGGUCUACCCUGUGCGUAGCUCCUGGCAGGCUGAAGGGCAGGGCAGUGACAGAUAUCCCCGACCACCACUGUGUGGCCCCCUCUGUGCAGCUCACCUACCUCUCCAACCUGGACAACAGUGUCAUGUACGAUGGCCUCACGCUGACUCUACACUGCAGUGUGGCCGGCAGCCCUCUGCCAGAGAUCACGUGGAAGAUCCAGACCUCCAGCCGCCGCGUUGAGCUCAAUGGGCCCAACGUGGCGCGGGAUGGAAACGUCAAGCAGAGCCAAGAGCGUUUCUUGGUCUUCAAGAACGGCACCAUGGCCAUCCCCAAGUUCAGCAAAGAGGAUGAAGGCAUCUACACCUGCCUUGCUGUCAAUGAUGUGGGCAUGCGGGAUGUCUCGGUCAACGUGGCCUUGGCUGGGUCAGAGAACCCAGCUGAAGACCUGCUCCGAGAUGACCCCCAAGCCAGCCACCUUGGGGGGCAAAGCUGCUACAAGGGUGAUGAAAUGGAUCCCUCUGGUGCCGGAGAAAAGCUGGUGAUUGUUUACCACAUGCCAAGGGAGUCGAAGAGCAGGGCUGGAGGAGUGAUGCCCCAAGUCCACCUGGGGACCCUCCUCCUGACUUUGGGUACUGUGCUCUGCUGUUAAAGGGGGGAGAAGGAAAUGAUAUUUCAGGGGUUCCCCCUCUUUCUGUAGCAUUUAUCUUCACAUAGUGCCAUGUCUUUGCUGAGCUUCUGGUAACUGUGGGUGGUCAGGAGUCAAAGGGGGCUAAGAUUCAGGGCCAGGGCUGGUAGCUAAACACUUCCUUAGAUGGGGAUCAGGGCUGAACUCCAUUAGUUGAGAGCUUUAAACAAGCUCGGGUGAUGGGAAGCAAAUCCUCACUGUGCUGCCACUUUCUAGGUAUCCAAAUCUGCCACUUCCUGACUUAUUUCCCUCCUGAGACCAAAGCAUAACUGCAGGAUUAAAAUCCUCCCUCAACACAGUGACUAUCACCCAUCCCCAGAGCCCACCACCACAAGCCCUCUUCUACCCACAGCAUCAAGCUGUGACCAGGGAGGGGAUCCUCUUGCAAAGAGGAUCCCAUGAGUCCAGCAGCACCAAAGAUAACAUCCUCAACAUGAGCGGUGACCAGGCCCAUGGCCAGGUGCAGCCUUCCUACCACCAGCCUCACAUGAAGAAUCAGGAGCAGGACCAGUCUGAGAGUGGGGCAAUAGCCUGGGCAUGGGGUCCUAGGGGCACAGAAAUAUGAUGGUAAGCAGGAUGUGUAUGGUAGGACUUGUUGGAUGGGCCUACAGGCUUACAUCAGGCCAUUAUUGCUAAGCAGGAGAAGCAUUUCUGCAGGCUUCGUCCCUACAGGAGCACAAAGGGCUCCAGGGUGCCUGCACCCUCCCUGCACAUUGCAGGAUCAGGCCCUGCCACCCUCAGUACCUUUCCCAGAUGUGAUGCAGCUGAUUUCCCCCCUGUCUCUUCCACCGCUGGAGCCUGUGGUCCUGAACGCUUGGCUGGGCUGGACCCACCAAGCUGCUCUGCUCCCACUCCAGCUCUGACCCUGGGCAGGGGAAAGGAUUGGGCCCAAAGAGACCAAAAUAAUUUCCCAGUGCUCUCUGAUGGGAAACUGAGCAAAGGCUGUAUGAUAGAGCAGGAGAAAGAAAGACUGGAAAACCCCAGAUGACACAGAGAGAAGCUGAGCUGACCUAUAAGCCGUAAACACACUCUUUUAAGUGCUUUAGCAUUCCCACAUGAGUCAUAUAUGCCAUACCCAGCUGUUGUGGGGUGCUAGGGGAUCCCUUGUCUCAUGGCAGGAGGCUGAGCAUCUCCAUCUCCCCCACCCCAGGCACAGUGGUCCAGCUCUCACACCUUCUGCCAACGCUCACCUGUGGGAGCUGGAUGGACCCCUGCAGCGCCCCCCCCCACCUUAUAACCAAAACUGUAUGAACAGCAAUAAAUACUGUUGUGUUUUUUAAAACAA
Messenger RNA from Colius striatus (speckled mousebird), 2687 nucleotides. Its product is annotated as immunoglobulin superfamily containing leucine-rich repeat protein. The transcript has 2 exons. Gene Ontology annotation, molecular function: protein binding. The record is from RefSeq and is a predicted model, not a curated record. Lineage: Eukaryota; Metazoa; Chordata; Aves; Coliiformes; Coliidae. The coding region runs from base 116 to 1366 and encodes 416 amino acids.